Molecule: messenger RNA, 1063 nt
Organism: Glossina fuscipes
Lineage: Eukaryota; Metazoa; Arthropoda; Insecta; Diptera; Glossinidae
Exons: 2
Coding region: 156-506 (116 amino acids)
Source: RefSeq, a predicted model, not a curated record
AAUUUUGUAAGUGCAAUAAGCAGUAGCAAUGCUCGUAGGGAUAUAAGAAAUGAUGUUGAAAAAGAAAGCGGGCAACCCUACUACUGUAGAAAAGUUAACUAUUUUUUAUCGCUAAUCUUAAUUUACGAAGUUCUUUUUUGACACUUUUUACUUAAAUGUUUAUUAAACUUGAAAGUGGUUGUUUCUGCGAUAACAAGUCAUCAACUGAUGUUUCUCUUGAUCAUCUCUGUGCUUGUGUUAACAUCAACGUUUGUAUGAAUGUACACUUUACGGUUUUAAACCCACGAGCCUUGCAUGCGCCAUCCGAAUAUGAGACUGAAGUGAAGUGUCGAUUAUACUCUGAUGACAGUGUUGACUUUAAUACGCAUUUAUAUAAAUCGGAUGAAUUGAAUUUAAUGAAAACCAUGUACGAUCAUUUUAAUAAAGUGGGGAGUACGCUCAAUAAUAUUAAGAUAUCUCUUGCCGAAGUGGUCGCAGGAACUAAGUUGUCUCCAAAACGUGCCUGAAAAACAAGCGCCAAAUAAGUUCACUGGUUCUAAAAAAUAAGAUUGUCUAGGUUCUGGCUCCUAAGGCAAAGGUAAGAAUGAGAGGAACGAGAAGCAAAUGAAUCGAUUGAUGUAACGGGCCAUUCGUCUUCCUCAAUAAAAAAGUUAACAAAAGAAGCUCAUAACUUUUCCGCCACCUACUGCUCGGCACCAAUAAACGCAUUGUCUAACGGUAAUAAACGAAAAGAGUUCAUUAUACUUUUACCCAGAAAAUCAAUAUUUAUAUCGCCUUUUGUAUUAGAUAUAAUAGAAGAGGAUAUAAAUUACUACAUAAAAUCUAAAUUGGGUUUGUAUAUUGAAACUAAAUUCAACUUUUCAUACAGUCACAUUAAAUCAUCAUUUAAGCUCGUUGUGUCGGAAAGUUGUAUGGCAAUAUCUGGCCUUCAAACACAUUCGUUCAUGAGUACACACGUAAAAAAGAUCGUACACAAUCUAGAAUUGUCUAGCUUUCACUUGCUGACUAACAAACAAAAUCAGACGACUAAAUCAAAUUCACCUACCUUUUAUCUACGAAAACG